CAUAAGAUCAGUCUGAGGAGGAGAUGUGAAUUUGUGCAAGAAGGAAGUGCUGCAGCAGGAACUGGAACCCCCCUCAACAGGAUCUACACUGAGCUCUACAUCACACAGGGAACGAGGGAAGGGGUUAAUACCCAACAUGAGGUGUGGCAGCUGGAGACAACAUCCAAGAUGGAGACCCUCAGUGACACUUCAAUCAAGUGCCAGGACAUCUUUAAACCCUUACCUGGCCAAGACACACACAUCAGAGUAGUUGUGACACAGGGCGUUGCUGGCAUUGGAAAAACCUUCUCAGUGCAGAAGUUCACUCUGGACUGGGCAGAGGGCUUGGAAAACCAACAUGUCAGUCUUGUGGUUCUGCUUUCGUUCCGGGAGCUGAACUUGAUCAAAGAUGAGCGCUACAGUCUUCUCCAGCUGCUCCGUGUUUUUCAUCCAACAUUACAGAUGGUCACAGCAGAGCAGCUCGCCAUCUGUAAAGUUGUGUUCAUCUUUGAUGGCCUGGAUGAAAGCAGGUUUUUAUUGGAUUUCCAGAACAGUGAGGUCGUGUCUGAUGUCACACAGACAUCAUCAGUAGAUGUGCUGUUGACAAACCUCAUCAAGGGGAAUCUGCUUCCCUCGGCUCUCCUCUGGAUAACUUCUAGACCAGCGGCAGCCAAUCAGAUCCCUCCUACAUGUGUCGACAGGGUAACAGAAGUCCGAGGGUUCACUGACCUCCAGAAGGAGGAGUACUUCAGGAGGAGAUCCAGUGAUGAGGAGCUGUGCAGCAGUAUCAUCUCACACAUCAAGGCGUCCAGGAGCCUCCACAUCAUGUGCCAGAUCCCAGUCUUCUGCUGGAUUACUGCUACAGUUCUGGAACACAUGUUGACUACAGACCAGAGAGGAGAUCUGCCCAAGAGCCUGACAGACAUGUACUCACACUUCCUGCUGGUUCAGACACAGAGGAAGAAGCACAAGUACGAUGAGAGACAUGACAGGAGUCAGCAGGAGCUGAUGGAGACUGACAGGGAAGUUCUUCUGAAGCUGGGCAGGCUGGCGUUUGAACAUCUGGAGAAAGGCAACCUGAUGUUCUACCAAGAAGACCUGGAGGAGUGUGGUCUUGAUGUCAGAGAGGCCUCGGUGUACUCAGGAGUGUGCACAGAGAUCUUCAAAACCGAGUGUGUGCUCUUCCAGAGAAAAGUCUACUGCUUUGUUCAUCUGAGCAUUCAGGAGUUUCUCGCUGCAGUCUACAUCUUCCACUGCUUCACCAACAGGAACACAGAGGUACUGGCCAGAGUCAUGAGAACACACAAGAAUAAAGGUGUUGACAAAAAGCCAUCAUUGGAUAUCUUCCUUAAGACAGUCUUGUAUGAAGCCCUGGAAAGUAAAAAUGGCCACCUGGACCUCUUUGUCCGUUUCCUUCAUGGCCUCUCACUGGAGUCCAACCAGAAGCUCUUAGGAGGCUUGCUGGGUCCGACAGAGAGCAGACCAGAAGACAUCCAGAGAGUCAUCUACAACCUGAAGAUAAGACGAGCAACACUUACCUCUCCUGACAGAAGCAUCAACAUCUUCCACUGUUUGAUGGAGAUGAACAACCUCUCAGUACAUCAGGAUAUCCAAGAGUUCCUCAAGUCAGAGAAGAGAUCAAAGAAGAAACUGUCUGAGAUCCACUGCUCAGCUCUGGCCUACAUGCUGCAGAUGUCAGAGGAGGUUCUGGAUGAGUUGGACCUGAAGGCGUACAACUCAUCAUUUGAGGGACGAGCGAGACUGAUCCCAGCUGUGAGGAACUGCAGGAAGGCUCGAUUGAGGAGCUGCAGGUUGUCAAAUAGCAGCUGUGCUUCUCUGGCCUCGGUUCUGAAGUCCAGCCCCCAUCUGACAGAGCUGGACCUGAGUGAGAACCACUGGCUGCAGGAUUCAGGAGUGAAGCUGCUGUCUGUUGGACUGGAGAGUCCAAACUGCAAACUGGAGACUCUCAGACUGAGGGACUGCAGCUUGACAGAGAGCAGCUGUGAUUCUCUGGCCUCGGCUCUGAAGUCCAACCUCCAUCUGACAGAGCUGGACCUGAGUGACAACUGUCUGAAGGAUUCAGGAGUGGAGCUGCUGUCUGCUCUGGUGGAGAGUCCACACUGCAGCUGGAUUCCAACUGGCAGCCUGAGAGGAUAUGCCUGUGAUCUCACACUGGAUCCAAACACAGCGUACAGAGAGCUCCUUCUGUCUAAGGACAACAGGAGGGUGAUGAAGGUGAUCUGCUGGCUGUCGUGGCCUGAUCACCCAGACAGAUUUGACUUCUGGCCUCAGGUUCUGUGUAGAGAAGGUCUGACUGGGCGAUGUUACUGGGAGGUCCAGUGGAGUAGAGGGGUUGAAAUAGCAGUGACUUACAGAGGAAUCAGAAGAAAUGGUGCUGGCUCUCUGCUUGGAGACAAUAAACAGUCCUGGAGUCUGAGGUGCUCUGAUGACAGCUACUCUGUCAGACACAACAGUGAGGACACCAGCAUCUCUGUCCCUCCCAGUGGAUCUAACAGAGUCGCAGUGUAUCUGGACUGGUCUGCUGGGACUCUGUCCUUCUACAGAGUCUCUUCUGACGGACUGAGACUCCUGCACACCUUCAGCUCCACCUUCACUGAGCCGCUCCACCCUGGGUUUAAUUUGUGGUCAGAUGAUUCUUCUCUUGUGGUUGGGCUGCCAAAAAAAGAUGGCCGCUGCUGCACAGACGUGAGCGUUUGUUGCUGCCACAGUCUGCCUUAAUUUGCUUUACUUAUGUCUGGCUUACAUAUCUAAACUAAUACCCGCUUUAACAUUCCUCAUCCUAAAGUUAAGUACUCGACCACAAACUUUUAAACCUGAAACGGGAUUCCAAACCGACGCCAAACUCUGUUUGCUCUCUACCAUGGGCGAAGCGGUUUCCAACCAAGCCA
This is a messenger RNA of Myripristis murdjan (pinecone soldierfish), 2888 nucleotides long. RefSeq names its product protein NLRC3-like. NCBI's taxonomy places the organism in Eukaryota, Metazoa, Chordata, Actinopteri, Holocentriformes, Holocentridae. The annotation marks the transcript as partial. The transcript is spliced from 5 exons. Gene Ontology annotation, molecular function: protein binding. The record is from RefSeq and is a predicted model, not a curated record.